AUGGCUUCCGUCACGAUUCUUGGAGCCGGUGUCACGGGCAUGGCUAUUGCUAGUCAGCUUGCCACUCAUCACGAUGUAACGAUUGUGGGGGACAUUCUUCCCGGAGACGCUCUUACCACGGAUUGGGCCUCGCCAUGGGCUGGAGCCUGCUGGGUUGGCGUGCACACGUCGAGUGAAGAGGAUACGAAAAUUCAAUUGGACUCUCUUGCAGUUCUCUUGAAGCUUGCCAGGACGUACCCUAAAACGGAGUCAGGCGUCAGGAUGACGAAGAUGACCGAAAUCCUUGAAUACGGUUCUCCGGAGGACAUUUGGUACCGGCACUAUGUUCCCGACUUCCGGUUGCUUGACAAAUCAGAGAUGCCUCCCCGAGCAGUUUUUGGUAUGGAAUACACGACAGUUUGCAUCUCGCCGCCGGUGUUUCUCACAUGGAUGAGAGCUAGACUGGAGGCCAAGGGGGUCCGAUUUGUGCGAGCACGUAUCACUUCGCUCAGAGAUUUGAAGAUCUUCAAAUCCGAUGUGUUGGUGAACGCCGCUGGGGCACGAGUGCGGGAUCUGAAGGAAGUUCGAGACACCUCGCUCGUACCAUAUCGUCUUCAGUCUAUUCUAUUGGACAAGACUUGGGAUCAGUGUUACAUUUACCGGGGCCUGCAUGGGUUUUACUUCAAUAUGUUCGGACGACCUGAUGGCACCACAUAUGUUGGCGGCAUCAAGUUGCUCAACAGCGAAGACCGAACGGUCUAUGCUGCCGAUAGAGAGACGAUUCUCUCACGGGGACAUCAACUUUUGCCCGCAGUUCUGCCUUCUCCUCAUCCCAGUGACUACAUUAUCAAGUAUGACAUCGGUAACACCUAUCAUUUUCGCCCUAUGGAUCGAGGAGGGGCUAGGAUAGACAAGGAGAUUGUUGACGGACAGAAGGUGGUUCAUGCCUAUGGACAAGAGGCUGGAGGUUACUGCUUUAGUUUUGGCACUAGUCAAAAGGUAGCAACUCUUGUGGAGCAGUACGUUCACGAUUCAAUAUCGCCGAAGUUGUAA
This is a messenger RNA of Colletotrichum siamense, 1032 nucleotides long. It is a transcript of the gene DAO1-1, whose product is annotated as D-amino-acid oxidase. The record is from RefSeq and is a predicted model, not a curated record. The coding region runs from base 1 to 1032 and encodes 343 amino acids. NCBI's taxonomy places the organism in Eukaryota, Fungi, Ascomycota, Sordariomycetes, Glomerellales, Glomerellaceae. Gene Ontology annotation, molecular function: FAD binding; D-amino-acid oxidase activity. The transcript has 3 exons.